Arabis nemorensis is the source of this 225-nucleotide messenger RNA. NCBI's taxonomy places the organism in Eukaryota, Viridiplantae, Streptophyta, Magnoliopsida, Brassicales, Brassicaceae. The record is from the annotation of a GenBank genome assembly.
AUGAUUUUCCUCAAUUAUACCCUACGUAAUUUCAACCUCAGAAGAGAACCGUUCAUCGGCAGAAGAAGAGGCAAUGAUGUUUCAACAGUAUGUUGCAGCAGUGAAUUCGAGCGGAGAAUGAGCCUUAUAAAAAGAAAAGAUCCAUACCGUCAAGAAGCUGCUCGAAAGACUGUUCCUAAAAACAAGCUCGAGGAGAAAGCUUUGGUUUCUCUACCUAAGGUUUGA